This is a messenger RNA of Brienomyrus brachyistius, 2591 nucleotides long. It is a transcript of the gene ush1c, whose product is annotated as Usher syndrome 1C. Lineage: Eukaryota; Metazoa; Chordata; Actinopteri; Osteoglossiformes; Mormyridae. The transcript has 21 exons. Gene Ontology annotation, molecular function: protein binding. The coding region runs from base 100 to 1812 and encodes 570 amino acids. Gene Ontology annotation, cellular component: stereocilia ankle link complex; stereocilium tip; plasma membrane. The record is from RefSeq and is a predicted model, not a curated record. Gene Ontology annotation, biological process: inner ear receptor cell stereocilium organization; inner ear morphogenesis; inner ear auditory receptor cell differentiation.
CACUCCACCUAGCGUCCGAGCAGCGCAUUUACACGGCGACCGAGGGACGAUCGCCCUUCCUGCUACGCCAAGAAAGGACACGCGCUUUUCUGCUCAGCCAUGGAAAGAAAGGUUGCCCGGGAGUUUAGGCACAAGGUGGAGCUGCUGAUAGACAAUGAGGCAGAAAAAGACUACCUGUACGACGUGCUCCGGCUGUACCACGAAUCCAUGGACCUCCCAGUGCUGGUGGGUGAUCUGAAGCUGGUGAUCAAUGAGCCUAGCCGGCUGCCCCUCUUCGACGCCAUCCGCCCCCUGAUCCCUCUGAAACACCAGGUGGAGUAUGACCGGCUGACUCCCAAGAGGUCACGGAAACUGAAGGAAGUGCGGUUGGACCGCACACACCCCGAGGGGCUAGGUCUGAGUGUGCGGGGUGGUCUGGAAUUCGGCUGCGGCCUCUUCAUCUCUCAGAUCGUGAAGGACGGACAGGCGGAUAGUGUGGGGCUGCAGAUUGGUGAUGAGAUUGUUCGCAUCAACGGUUACUCCAUCGGCUCCUGCAUCCAUGAAGAGGUGAUCAGUCUCAUUCGGACCAAGAAGACAGUGUCCCUGAAAGUGAAGCAUGUCGGGAUGAUACCUGUCAAAAGCUCCACAGACGAGCCCCUCCGGUGGCAGUUUGCAGACCAGUUUGUUUCUGAAUCCGGGGACAAGAAAAGCAGCAUUGCCGGACUGGCGUCGGUCGGAGGGAAGGAGAUCAAGGAGAAGAAGGUCUUCCUCAGUCUGGUGGGCACCAAGGGCAUGGGGAUCAGCAUCUCCAGCGGUCCUACGCAGAAGCCUGGGAUAUAUGUGAGCAACGUAAAACCGGGGUCUCUUUCAGCCGAGGUGGGGCUGGAGGUUGGUGACCGGAUUCUGGAGGUCAACGGAGUAGAUUUCACCAACGUGGAUCACAAGGAGGCUGUCAGGGUGCUGAAGAGUAGCAGAAGCUUAACUAUUACUGUUCUUACUGGAGCUGGCAAGGAGCUGUUCAUGACGGACGAGGAGCGGCUGGCCCUGGAGGCGCGCAGGGAGCUGGAGCGCCAGGAGCUCAUGCAGCAGAAGCGGAUGGCUCUGGAAGCCAAUAAGAUCCUCAAGGAACAGCAGGAGAAAGAGAGGCUGAGGAAAAUGGAGAUGUCUCAGAAGACAGCUGAGGAGGAGGAGCGCUAUCAGAAGGAGAUGCAGAGGAUUGAAGAGGAGGAGCAGAAACACAACAGGGAGUGGGAGGAGGACUGGGGGCCCAGGGAGCAGCCCAGAAGCCCUUCUCCUGCUGCUGCGGAGAUCAGCCCCCCCCCUGCCCCCAAACCCAAGCGCUCUGGUACAAGCCAGUGGAACCAGUCUACUGGUCAUGGUUUCCAAAAGUAUGUGGAAGACUUCGACCCCUAUUGCAUGUUCACCCCAGAGCAGAUAUCAGGGCGGGAUGUCCGGCUGCUCAGAAUUAAGAAGGAUGGUCCACUUGAUCUUGCUGUGGAAGGGGGAAUAGAUUCACCCCUGGGAAAGCUAGUGGUAUCUGCCAUUUAUGAGGGCGGCUCUGCAGACAAACAUGGUGGAAUAGUUAAGGGGGACGAAAUCAUGGCUGUGAAUGGGAAGAUCCUGACGGAUGCCAGCCUGAGUGAAGGCCAGAGCGCUUUAGCUAGAGCAUGGAACAGCGGUGGGGACUGGAUCGACCUAGUGAUUGCAGUGUCACCUCCGAAGGAGUACGAGGAUGAAGUCUCUAAAGCAGCAUCAAUCAGUCCCACUGCAGAGGGGCGAGUUUUCAAAGGCUCUGCCUCCGUGUACCGACAAGGCUACCUUCUGCAGCUGUAGCGGCAUGCGCACGGAAAGGGUAACCGCCCCCUUGGUAGCACAGGACUGCGGUGGGAGGGCAAACGUGCCUGUAUGCGUCAUGCGGGCAGGACGGUCUCUCAUGGAAGCUGGUGAAGUCUGCAUCAUGUAAAUUUAAAAUGAAUAUGUUCAAGAAUCCAAGAGAAGAAAAUAUCAGCCUGGCAAAAUCUGCAGUGGAAUGGAUUGAAUGGGUCGACGUACAUUAGUAUCAAGGGACCAUAGUGAAGUCAUUGCUUGGAAAGUUACCACCUCCUGGGGAAUCGAUUGUGAUAAGUCAGAAAAAGUCAGGUGUGAAUAAUUUUCCGAGCUUAAAGCGACAAAUCUUCACAGCGUGUCCAUGUCCCAUUGUCAAAAGUUCUUCUGAUUGAUGCUGUCGAAAGGGACUGGACUCUGUAAUGACUCAUACAAGGCUCUUUCAGUGCUUGACAAGUCCAUCCUUCACCGCAUGCUGCCUUUUUUGGUCAUUGCUUUGUGACGCUCUCUGAUUGUGCUGUACUGAAGUUUGCACUUGCCAAAAUGUGCAUGUGUGAGAGUGUAGCCUUCAACCGUUAUUAAUUGUUCAGUAUGUGGAAGAACCUCUCCAAUCUAUAUGUAUAUCAUGAGAACAUUGUCAGAAGAACGUUUUCACUGCAUGCGGUUUCUUAUUUUGCACUUAAUGCAUGUUACAUAGCCAGGUAUUUAUGUCAGAAAUGUGUUAAUGCAUAAGCGCACAGUUUGGUGACAGAUUGCUUUGACCGUGCCUAUAUUCUCUUCUUAUUUUA